Molecule: messenger RNA, 2178 nt
Organism: Gekko japonicus
Lineage: Eukaryota; Metazoa; Chordata; Lepidosauria; Squamata; Gekkonidae
Product: vomeronasal type-2 receptor 26-like
Exons: 4
Coding region: 1-2178 (725 amino acids)
Biological process (GO): G protein-coupled receptor signaling pathway
Cellular component (GO): membrane
Molecular function (GO): G protein-coupled receptor activity
Source: RefSeq, a predicted model, not a curated record
AUGACCAAGUUGUUCCAGCACAUCCUAGCUUUGCUGUUUGCCAUCAGUGAGAUCAACGAGAAUCCAAAGAUCUUGCCCAAUAUCACCCUUGGCUUCCACAUUUAUGACAGCUACAAUGAUGAGGGAUUGGUCUAUCAUUCCAUCCUAGAUUUGCUUUUCAGAUCCCAUAGGCUUGUCCCCCGCUACAAAUGCAACACUCCAAAAUUGCCGAUAGCCAUUAUCGGGGGACUUGGAGCUGAUAUCUCCUUCCAUAUGGCGGACAUCUUAGGCCAAUAUAAGAUUCCACAGCUGAUUUAUGGGUCAUUUGCCCCAGGAGACAGGGAUACAACAGAGUUCCAUCUCUUUUACCGCAUGGCCCCAAAUGAAGACUAUCAGCAGAUGGGGAUUGUCCAAUUACUUCAGUAUUUCAGCUGGACAUGGGUUGGGCUUUUUGCCAUGGAUGAUGAUGAAGGAGAGCAUUUCUUACAGGUCUUGGAGCCGUUGUUUUCCAAGAAUGGAAUUUGUUCUGCCUUCACAGAAAGAAUCACAAGACAAACUCAUUUGCAUCCUGUAAAUGAAAUUAACGAUAUAGCUUCAAAUAUUUACAGGCGUUUCACAGAUAGCAAAACCAGUGUAUUUAUCAUCUAUGGACAUUCCAGGACUAUUUUAUGGAUAAGCACAUUUAUGUUUCUAGGAUUUCCUGAAAACGUGGCUAUUGGAAAGGUGUGGGUUAUGACAGCCCAAGUUGAUAUAACAUUGACAAGCUUUCAAAAUGGCUUUAAUCUUCACAUUUUUGAUGGCACUAUUUCCUUCACCAUUCAUUCAAAAGAACUUCUUGGUUACCAAGACUUUGUUUGGCUCAUAAAGCCAUCCUGGACAAAAGAACAUGGCUUUCUUGAAGACUUCUGGGUUCAAGCAUUUAACUGUUUAUAUCCAAAUCCCCAGGAGCUAAUGAGCAAUAAUGAAUCAUGUACUGGAGAGGAGAGGCUAGAGAGCCUACCUGGUUCAUUUUUUGAAAUGCGCAUGACUGGUCACAGCUAUAGCAUCUACAAUGCUGUCUAUGCUGUGGCGCAUGCUUUACAUAUCAUGUUCUUUUCUAGAUCAAUCAACAAAUGGGGAAACAGAAUUGCCAUUCUAGAUCCCCAGCCGUGGCAGGUACUGCCCAUUUCCACAUGUAACAACAAAUGCCGCUUGGGUCAUGUGAAGAAAAGAAAAGAAGGGGAGAAAUUUUGCUGCUACGAUUGUGUUCCAUGUCCUGAUGGAAAGGUCUCAAAACAAGAGGAUGUGACUGAAUGUAUCCGAUGCCCAGAAGAUCAAUAUCCAAACAAGGACAAGGAUUGCUGCAUCACCAAAAUGAUAAGCUUUAUGUCCUAUGAAGAACCUUUAGGAAUCAGUUUGGCUUCAGCUUCUCUUUCAUUUUCCAUGAUAACAGUUUUAAUGCUAGGAACUUUUAUUAAGCACAGAGAUACCCCCAUUGUCAAAGCCAACAACCGAGAUGUUACCUAUGCUCUCCUCAUCUUUCUCCUGCUUUGCUUCCUCUGUCCUUUCCUCUUCCUUGGAAGACCAAGCAAGCUGACCUGCUUCCUCCGACAAUCAGCUUUUGGCAUCAUCUUCUCUGUCGCUGUUUCUUGUGUGUUGGCCAAGACCAUCACUGUCAUCAUAGCAUUCAUGGCCACUAAACCAGGGUCUAAGAUGAGGAAAUGGGUAGGAAAAAGACUCGCCAACACCAUAGUUCUUUCCUGCUCCAUCAUUCAAUCGGGCAUUUGUACAGUAUGGCUACUGACAUCUCCUCCAUUUCCAGAUUUUGACACACAGUCAUUUAUUACAGAGAUUGUGGCUGAAUGCAAUGAAGGGUCUGCCACCAUGUUCUACAUUGUACUGGGCUACAUGGGACUUCUGUCUCUCAUGAGCUUAACUGUGGCUUUCAUAGCCAGGAAACUGCCAGAUAGUUUCAAUGAAGCCAAGUUCAUUACCUUCAGCAUGCUGAUGUUUUGCAGUGUUUGGGUGUCUUUUGUCCCAACCUACCUGAGCACCAAAGGGAAAUACAUGGUAGCUGUGGAGAUCUUCUCCAUAUUAGCUUCCAGUGCUGGGUUAUUGGGUUGUAUCUUCAUCCCCAAAUGUUAUCUUAUUCUUUUGAAGCCUGAGCUGAACACAAGGGAGCAGCUAAUGAGGAAAAACAAUUACAGAACCCCAACAUGA